This is a messenger RNA of Leptopilina heterotoma, 1334 nucleotides long. It is a transcript of the gene RpL5, whose product is annotated as 60S ribosomal protein L5. NCBI's taxonomy places the organism in Eukaryota, Metazoa, Arthropoda, Insecta, Hymenoptera, Figitidae. The record is from RefSeq and is a predicted model, not a curated record. Bases 152 to 1045 code for a protein of 297 amino acids. Gene Ontology annotation, biological process: ribosomal large subunit assembly; translation. The transcript has 6 exons. Gene Ontology annotation, cellular component: ribosome; cytosolic large ribosomal subunit. Gene Ontology annotation, molecular function: structural constituent of ribosome; 5S rRNA binding.
UAUUGUACACUAGACAGCAUAACUACCCAGCCCUUCUGCCGGAAGUGACAAAUAGGUGUGUGCGCACCAUGGCAAGCGAAGAGAUUUCUUUUCUCGUGAGGAGGCCGCUGUUCGCGGAUCUUGUGUUGCUGUUUUAUUAUAUUUCCUCAAAAUGGGGUUCGUGAAAGUUGUGAAGAACAAGCAAUACUUCAAGCGUUAUCAGGUUAAAUUCAAGAGGCGUCGCGAAGGUAAAACCGAUUAUUAUGCCCGUAAACGACUGACUAUUCAGGAUAAAAAUAAAUAUAAUACUCCAAAAUACAGAUUGAUUGUUCGUCUUUCCAACAAAGACAUUACAUGCCAGGUCGCAUAUUCGAGAAUUGAAGGAGACAAAAUUGUCUGCGCUGCCUACAGUCAUGAACUGCCAAAAUAUGGAGUUAAAGUUGGUCUUACGAACUAUGCAUCAGCUUAUUGCACGGGACUUUUGUUGGCCAGAAGACUUUUGAAGAAAUUGGGAUUAGACACAUUGUACCCAGGAGUUUCAGAAGUUAAUGGCGACGAAUAUAAUGUGGAGGCAGUGGACGACGGUCCUGGUGCUUUCAGAUGUUAUCUCGACACUGGGUUGAUGCGCACGACCACUGGUGCUCGUGUUUUCGGUGCUAUGAAAGGCGCCGUCGACGGAGGCCUCAACAUCCCUCAUAGCACCAAACGAUUCCCUGGUUACGAUAACGAAUCGAAAUCUUUCAACGCUGACGUUCAUCGGCAGCACAUUUUCGCCCAACAUGUCGCCAAUUACAUGAGAACAUUGGAAGAGGACGACGACGACGCAUUCAAGCGUCAGUUUUCCAAAUACAUUCAAAGCGGAAUUACUGCCGACAGUAUUGAGGGAAUUUAUAAGAAGGCACAUGAAGCAAUCCGAGCAGAUCCAGAGCACAAGAAGGUUAAGAGGGAUACGCCUCCAGUUAAAAAGAGGUGGAAUCGUGCGAAACUCAGUCUUUCCGAAAGGAAGAAUCGUGUUGCUCAGAAGAAGGCGUCCUUCCUCAAGAAACUUGCAGAGAACGAGGAUUGAGUUUCACUUAUUUUGUCUUAAUGACAGUUUUUUACCCAAGAAGUAUUUAUAUAUUUACAUUUUUCUAAUGUACUUUAUAAUCUUCGCGGGAAAUUUCUGUUAUGAGAGUACAAUAAAAAUGCAUAAAAAAAAAUUUUAUAUUGUUUUAAAUGUCAUUAAAAAUUACACAUUACGUUUUAAGAAGAAAUUUAUUAUUAAAGAAAAAAAAUUGUAAAAUUUUAUCAUCAAAUUUUAUUUUUAAUCAAAGGAAAUACACUUUUUUUAAAUAAAAGAAUAGUUAUUAGUUUAA